Penicillium bovifimosum is the source of this 699-nucleotide messenger RNA. Its product is annotated as GNAT family N-acetyltransferase. Gene Ontology annotation, molecular function: acyltransferase activity, transferring groups other than amino-acyl groups. The record is from RefSeq and is a predicted model, not a curated record. The transcript has 3 exons. The coding region runs from base 1 to 699 and encodes 232 amino acids. NCBI's taxonomy places the organism in Eukaryota, Fungi, Ascomycota, Eurotiomycetes, Eurotiales, Aspergillaceae.
AUGCCCUCCAUCCUGGAAGACCCCUCAACCCGCAACCCCCCACCAAAAGCCCACACCAUCGCAGCGCCAACCCUGUCCCCAAGGAAAACCACCCUCCCCAAACUCUCCAAUGCCCCAAUAACACUGUACCCGAUCACGGGUGGAGCAAAGACCGUGCCCAAGGAGCUAGUCAAGUUCCUGCACGAGGAGUUCACCGCGGAGAUCAUCCGAGGCGCAACAUAUCCCAUGGAGCAGCCGAUGGCGCUAGAUCAGUUCGCGGAGUACUGGUUUGGGACGUUUGCUGUUCUGGCGAUUUUGGAUGAUGAGGGGGAGGGACUUAGGGAGGGGAGGGAUUGGGAGAGGGUUUGUUUGGGGACUUUUUAUAUCAAGCCUAACUAUCCUGGACGUUGCUCCCACAUCUGCAAUGCAGGUUUCCUUACCACCACAGCUGCUCGCGGCAAGGGUGUUGGACAAGCUAUGGGGGAGGCUUAUCUGGAAUUUGCACCGAGAUUGGUAUGGUUGAGCCUCCCGACUCUGGCGUUAGCAGCUGGAUACACAUACUCUGUUUUCAACCUUGUCUUUGCUAACAACCCGGCAUCCAUCCGCAUCUGGGAGAACCUGGGAUUCAGCGUUAUCGGGAGAGUUCCCAAAGCUGCGCGGUUGGCUAACAGCGAGGAGCUGGUUGAUGCAUUGAUUUUCGGACGUGAGUUGGGGAAUUAG